Messenger RNA from Prunus dulcis (almond), 5188 nucleotides. RefSeq names its product pentatricopeptide repeat-containing protein At5g65560-like. The record is from RefSeq and is a predicted model, not a curated record. Bases 212 to 2989 code for a protein of 925 amino acids. The transcript is spliced from 2 exons. NCBI's taxonomy places the organism in Eukaryota, Viridiplantae, Streptophyta, Magnoliopsida, Rosales, Rosaceae. Gene Ontology annotation, molecular function: protein binding.
UUACUCAACGGUUUAACCUUUCUCCCUUCUAUUUCAGUAUAGCGAAGCUAUGGUUCUCCAAUGACCACGUUCAGCAGCAACUCGGCGAGUCGACUCACCAUCCUCCCCAACUACCAACCAAGCCCCCUCAUUCCCAAGGGCUCUGAAAACCCAAGAAAAAUCCAAACUUUACCAUCUUCGAAAACCCCUCAUGACCUCUCCAUAGCUCGACAUGUUAAAGCCCCUCAAAACCCCACCUCUCCUUCACCUACAAACCCUCCAUUCGCUAUUGGGUUCCCACCAUUUUAUCGAAUUCGCAUCAAGAACCAAGCUUUUCUCCCAACUAUCUCAUCCACCCUUCAAUCCUGCCCCAAACUUGGUGUUCCAAAUCCGUGACAUUCUGUGCGACCCUCAAUGGGAAAAGAGCUCAGAGCUCAGCUGGCUGAGCCCUAAGAUUAGAACCGAUCACGUGUCAAAGAUUAUUGAGACCCACAAGAACACAGACUCGGCGUUAAGAUUCUUCUACUGGGUUUCUAAGAGACCUUCUUACCAGCAUGAUAUGAGCUGCUUCUCAUCAAUGCUGAAUAGGCUUGUGAACGAACGGCUUUUUGCGCCUGCAGACCGUGUGAGGAUUUUGAUGAUUAAAGCUUCUAGGAAGGAGGAAGAGCUUAAACGGGUAACUGAAUAUUUGAAUGAGAUGAGCCGACUUGGUUUUGAGUUUACAUUGUAUAGUUUUAAUACGCUUUUGAUUCAAUUGGGUAAGUUUGAGAUGAUUAGUAUAGCUCAAAAUGUUUAUACCCAGGUGCUAAGUAGUGGGAUUAAACCGAGUUUGUUGACAUUUAAUACAAUGCUCAAUAUAUUGUGUAAGAAGGGCAAGGUUCAGGAAGCAGAGUUGAUUUUGAGCAAGAUUUUUCAGUUUGAUAUGCUCCCGGAUGUUUUUACUUAUACAUCAUUGAUUCUUGGGCAUUGUAGAAAUCGUAACUUAGAUUUGGCAUUUGAGGUUUACGAUCAGAUGGUGAAGGCAGGUUGUGACCCGAAUUCAGUUACGUAUUCAACUCUUAUCAAUGGGCUAUGCAAUGAGGGGAGGGUGGAUGAGGCACUGGAUAUGCUUGAUGAAAUGGUAGAAAAAGGGAUUGAACCCACAUCAUAUACUUACACUGUCCCAAUUGCUUCACUAUGUGAGGCCGAUCGGCUGGUGGAAGCAAUUGGGCUUUUCAGAAGAAUGAGAAGCAGGGGUUGCCAUCCUACCGUUCAUACUUAUACAGCUUUGAUCAGUGGGUUGUCUCAGACGGGGAAACUCGAUGUUGCUAUUGGACUCUAUCACAAGCUUUUGAAGGAUGGUUUGGUCCCAAACACAGUUACCUUCAAUACAUUGAUAAAUGGAUUAAGUGAGACAGGAAGAUAUGACCUGGCUCAGAAGAUUUUUUAUUGGGUGGAGAGACAUGGGACCUUGGCAAAUACCCAAACUCACAAUGAAAUCAUCAAAGUUUUCUGUUUGAUGGGUAACAUUAAUAACGCAAUGGCUCUUGUAAGCAAAAUGCUUAAAGUGGGACCAUCUCUAAAUGUGAUUACAUAUAACACACUCAUCAAUGGAUACCUCAGUGGAGGUCAGUUAAACAAUGCUAUGAGGUUGUUGGAUUUUAUGAAAGGGAGUGGAUGUGAACCAGAUGAAUGGACUUAUACUGAACUUAUUUCUGGGUUUUGCAAGGCGGGUAAGACUGACUUUGCAUCUACUCUUUUCCGUGAGAUGGUAGAACAAAGAAUUAGUCCCAGUCAGGUCACCUACGCUGCUUUGAUUGCUGGAUACUGUAUGGAGGGGAAAGUAGAUACUGCAUUGUCAUUAUUUGAGCAGAUGGAGGAGAAGGGUUGCUGUCCAAGUAUUGAAACCUACAAUGCCAUUAUAAAUGGUUUGUCCAAAGAUAAUCAGUUUGUUAAAGCUGAGAAACUAUGUAAAAAGAUGGAAAAGCAAGGACUGGUUCCGAAUGUCAUUACCUACACGUCUCUAAUUGGCGGCCUCUGUAAAAGUGGCAGGACUGACCUUGCAUUCAAAAUCUUCCAUGAAAUGGAAGAACAAGGUUGCUUGCCGAACUUGUAUACAUAUAGCUCACUCAUGUUUGGGUUAUGUCAAGAGGGCAAGGCUGACAGUGCUGAGACGUUGCUUGAUGAAAUGGAAAGGAAAGGAUUGGCUCCUGAUGUGGUAACAUUUACCACACUCAUUGAUGGUUUUGUUAUGCUUGGUAUGCUAGAUCAUGCAUUCUUGCUUCUUAGGCGAAUGGUUGAUGUGGGCUGCAGACCCAACUACCGAACAUAUGCCGUGUUGGUCAAAGGGUUGCAAAAGGAAAGUCAGUUGCUGACGGAGAAGGUUGUGGGGCUCGUGGCCCAACAUGAAGGAAUGUAUAGUUGCAGCUCUGGUGAAAGCUAUAACUUUUUUGAGGCGUUGUGCAAUCUCUUAGCUAGGAUGUCAGAGAAUGGAUGUGAACCUACUGUUGAUACCUAUGGUACUUUAGUGAGAGGCUUGUGUACAGAAGGCAGAUAUUAUGAGGCAGAUCAGUUGGUUCAGCAUAUGAAAGACAAGGGCCUGUGCCCCAAUAGAAGGAUUUAUCUGUCUCUAUUCUUUGUUCAUUGUACGAAUUUAAAAGUGGAAUCUGCGCUGGAAAUCUUUGGCUUGAUGGAAGAUAAUGGAUUUGAGGUUCACUUGUCAGCUUAUAACGCACUUAUUAGUGCUCUCGGCAGGGUGUGUCGGGCGGAAGAAGCUGAAACUUUAUUCAAAAGCAUGCUAGAAAAACAAUGGAAUACUGAUGAGAUUGUUUGGACUGUGUUAAUCGAUGGAUUACUGAAGGAAGGGCAAUCAGAUCUAUGCAUGAAGCUUCUUCAUGUUAUUGAAUCUCAAAAAUGCAGUAUCAGUUUCCAGACAUAUGAUAUCUUGGCCAAAGAACUUUCUAAAGUAAACAAGGAUAGGGGGAGUUCUCAAAUUGUUAACAGAGCAAGUGAUUUAAAGGGUGUACAUUGAUCAUGGUUUCUUUAUACACACAGAGAAAAAGGAAAUUCGUUAACUGAGUUCCAUUAAUGAACUAAUAAGAAAUUAUACUUUUUUCGCCUGAGGUGUAUAUAUUCUUUUGCUGUGACAACUUUGCAGUUUGAUCAUACAAUAAAUGGUAUGUAGAUGGCGCUUUGCCUUCAAACCUUGUUAACAUUCGUUUCUGUCUAUUACUGUCUUUGGUGAUUAUCAGAAUACUUUAGUUCUGUUGGCUUUUGAUUAACUUGGUCGCAAUAUUUGCCCAAUAGUCACCAAGAAAAUUCGAUCGAUGGUUACUAAGUUUGUUAUCCUAUCUACAUGGAAGUGACAAGUUGUUUUCAGAAGAUAAUUGUCUUCAGUUGGAACUGAAAAUCUGGUGUGCAUGAAGCAGCAACCUAAGGUAGACAUGUAGGUUUGUUUAGACAAAGUAUAAAUGAAUGAUAUUUGCCAUUUGUGUGGGUUGAUGGUUGGUGCAGGACUGUGUGUACUGUUUGGCAAUUGAUUUAGGGGUUAGGAUAAUUUCUGCCUAUGCAGGCUUUUUAAUUACAUGGAUUAUCUUAUCUAGGAAGGCUUCUUAAUACAGAAAUGGGGAUGUGUGUGAUCAUCUAGGCAGGCUUCUUAAUUACAUGGAUAAUCUUCUUUAUGGUGCUCAUUUGGUUGGUUUUUCAUUGUUUGACAUGCUUACACCAUAUUUAUUCUGGCUCAGUGUUUAUAAAAUGGAAUUGAGAGCUAGACAUUCUUGGCAUAUAUACUUGCAGGUGAUACAGCUUGGACGUCCCCUAGUGGAAAGUUUCCUCUUUCCUCUGAAAAUUUUGACAAGAAGAUGUUAAGGUACACCUUGUUUGAUACCUAUGUUGAUUUAUUUCGCUGUCGUUACCUCAUACAAUUUUGAUUCAUUGUAUUCUUUACACCAAGAGUCAUUUAUAGAAUAUACCUCAGUUCUACAAUAGCAUAUGUUAUGGUUCAUUUAGUAAAUUUUGGUUUUAUGUUUUAGUUUUAGCUUUGAUGGUCAAAAUCAUCCUCUUCUUUUUUUGAUCUCUCUCUCGUCUCUUUUUUCCUUCUCUCUGUUAUUCUUUUCAUAAGAAAAAGAAAUAUAGAAACUAAAAGCAAAAAAUCUAACCAAAUUCCCAUGGGAUGGUCUCUUGAUUCUGUAUCGGCAAGUAUAACUAUUUUACUGUGAAUUAUCAACAAAAAGUAAUCUGCAGUUGCCACUGAUUUAAAUCAACUUAAAUAAUGUCUGUGAUUCAGAAUUCCAGGAUAAAUUAUGCUUUGUAGUUGACGUGAUGAAAUUAAUUUAAUUAGACAUUUUUGGUGUAGGGUUACUCAGGUCCUAAAUCGAGCUCAAUUUCGCACCAGGGCUCUUAGAAAGAACUACUGGCCAAAAUUACCGAACUAGUCCACUUUUUGUAAUCUGCCUCUGAGUGUUCUAAUGCAAAUGCCAGGUUUUUUAUUGGGGUCGAGAUGAGCUCAGAGUUCGCUUUUUUGUCACUUUCUUUGUGUUUCGCUGAUCUUUGCCUAGUAUUUGCUGGGAUUCCCACUCCUUAAAUGAAGAAGGGUGGAAUGAAUAAAGGCUUGGUUCAUGCAUGAAGACCCUAAUAUUUCCUAUACACAAGGGAUAUUUUAUGGGUAUGAACUAUAUUGUGGAUCAAUCUAGAAAGGUAAAAACGCAUUCAUUAUGGUGUGAGUUAUAGUGUUCUCACCUUUCCUCCAAGUCUAAACCUAUACAAACCCCCGAGUAUGAGAAACCCUUUGAGUGAAAAGUAAAUUAUUAUGUGUAUGCAAGAGAGAAUUUUGUGGUGAAAAUCCCUGGAGGUGAUUUUGGAAGAGACUCUGGCUUCCCGGCAGUCAGUUCUUGUGAGAUUGUUCCUUUGUAAUCCUUGGUAUCUUCUAGUCCUGUCCACAAAAAAAUUCUUGUAAUUCCAUCAUUUUAUAUAGAAAAGAAGAAUUUGUUCCUGUCCUCCUACUAUUCAGUGGACAAAAGGCUCAAAUGUAAGGAUGUAAUUCCAUUGUUUUUAUGUUUGAUGAUGUUUGCCUGUUUUGGCCAUACAAGGAUGGGAAAGUUUGAUCUUGAGUUUGCUAAUUGUCUUUUGGCAUUGUAUUAGGUGACUCUGGUUCUCAAAUGUAUAAUGGUUCAACCGCAGUUUCCAAUCCUAUCAUGGAACUGAAAAAUAAAUUUCUAAAAUUUUUUAUUGA